Eremothecium gossypii ATCC 10895 is the source of this 1173-nucleotide messenger RNA. It is a transcript of the gene CPT1, whose product is annotated as diacylglycerol cholinephosphotransferase. Gene Ontology annotation, molecular function: phosphotransferase activity, for other substituted phosphate groups. Gene Ontology annotation, cellular component: membrane. Gene Ontology annotation, biological process: phospholipid biosynthetic process. Lineage: Eukaryota; Fungi; Ascomycota; Saccharomycetes; Saccharomycetales; Saccharomycetaceae. Bases 1 to 1173 code for a protein of 390 amino acids. The record is from RefSeq and is marked provisional. The transcript is spliced from 2 exons.
AUGGGAAUCUUUAUUCCGCAUUCAAAGUUGCGGAACUUGAAGGAAUAUAAAUAUCGAGGGGAAGACCGCUCUAUUGUGUCCAAGUAUGUGCUAAAACCGUUCUGGGCCAAGUUUGUCAACGUGUUUCCCCUCUGGAUGGCCCCCAAUGCGGUGACGCUAUCGGGGUUUGGCUUCAUCGUGGCGAACCUCUGCACAGUGUUGUACUACGAUCCGAAGCUUGAGGGAAACAAUCCGCGGUGGACCUACUUUACGUACGCUAUUGGGUUGUUCCUCUAUCAGACGUUUGAUGCGUGCGACGGCGCGCACGCGCGGCGGACUUCGCAGUCCAGUCCGUUGGGUGAGUUAUUUGACCACUGUAUCGACGCGCUCAACACAAGUUUGGGCGUUAUCGUAUUCUGCUCUGUGAUCGGUAGUGGGUACUCGUUGCUCAGCAUGUUGAUCCAAUUUGCGCUACUCUGCAACUUCUACCUCAGUACCUGGGAGCACUACCACACCCACCAGCUCUUUUUGAGCGAGUUCAGUGGCCCGGUGGAGGGUAUAUUGUUGACCUGCAUUUCGUUCAUGUUUACGGGUAUCUGGGGGCCCGAGGCCGUGUGGCAUGUGCCCAUCAAAGAGGUAACUAUCGGGAAGUGGACGCUGAUGGUCGAGUCUCAGCACCUAGUGUUCGUCUUCUGUGGAAUCGGUCUUCUCUACAACCUUGCUGCAUCCCGUAAGAACGUGGUAGACUACUAUACUGAAAAACACGGAGCCUCGAAGGUGACUGACAAGCAGAUCCGGAGUGCAAUGUACGGAGUAUCUCCGUUCUUUGUCUAUUUUGCCUUCCUGUUUGCAGUGGGCUUUUUCGAACCGGCGUUCCUCUCCUUGCCCUUCAUGCUCGAAGCCGGCCUAACGAUCGCCUUUGUCGUGGGGCGUAUUAUCGUCGCACACUUGACCCUGCAGGAUUAUCCAUCAUGCAACGUUCCGAUGUACAUUCCGCUGGCCCAAAUUCUCCUCCGCGUGCUACUCGUAAAUGGUCUCGGAUACGACAAGGGGUCUGCGAUCUUCGCCUUGACUUGGUUCGGUUGCGGGCUAACGCUGGGAAUCCACGCUAUGUUCCUCACAGAAGUGAUCUGUGAGUUCACCCAGUUCUUAGACAUUUACGCCCUCACGAUCAAGCACCCGAAGAUCGCUUGA